This is a messenger RNA of Lolium rigidum, 3494 nucleotides long. Its product is annotated as probable cellulose synthase A catalytic subunit 2 [UDP-forming]. Gene Ontology annotation, biological process: plant-type primary cell wall biogenesis; cellulose biosynthetic process. Lineage: Eukaryota; Viridiplantae; Streptophyta; Magnoliopsida; Poales; Poaceae. Gene Ontology annotation, cellular component: plasma membrane; trans-Golgi network. The record is from RefSeq and is a predicted model, not a curated record. The transcript is spliced from 14 exons. Gene Ontology annotation, molecular function: cellulose synthase (UDP-forming) activity. The coding region runs from base 16 to 3231 and encodes 1071 amino acids.
CCUAAGGCGGGCGCCAUGGUCGGCGGCGACGCGGCGAAAUCGGGAAGGCAUGGAGGCGGGCAGGGGCAGGUGUGCCAGAUCUGCGGCGACGGCGUGGGCGCGGCGGCGGACGGCGAGCUCUUCACCGCCUGCGACGUCUGCGGCUACCCGGUGUGCCGCCCCUGCUACGAGUACGAGCGCAAGGAAGGCACACAGGCAUGCCCGCAGUGCAAGACCAAGUACAAGCGCCACAAGGGCAGUCCACCAGCACGUGGGGACGAAAGCGAGGGUGUUUAUGCAGAUGAUGCCAGCGGCUCAAACUACGCACCAUCUGGCAACCAGGAUCAGAAGCACAAGAUUCCUGAGAAGAUGCUCACCUGGCGCGACGACGAUGUUCGUCACGCUAGUAAGUAUGACAGUGGUGAGAUUGGGCUCUCCAAGUACGACAGCGGAGAAAUCCCUCACGGAUACAUCCCGUCCUUUACUCAUAGCCAGGUCUCGGGAGAAAUUCCCGGAGCCUCCCCCGAUCACAUCAUGUCCCCUGCUGGAAAUAUUGGCAAGCGUGGACAUCCGUUUGCCUAUGUGAAUCAUUCUUCAAAUCCAUCAAGGGAGUUCUCUGGUAGCCUUGGGAGUGUUCCAUGGAAAGAGAGAGUUGAUGGCUGGAAAAUGAAAGACAAGGGUAUGACUAAUGGAACAAGUAUUGCUCCUUCUGAAGGCCGUGGAAAUGUUGAUAUUGAUGCAUGUACUGACUAUGAUAUGGAGGACCCCUUACUGAAUGAUGAAGCCCGCCAGCCUUUAUCUAGAAAAGUGCCAAUUUCUUCAUCCAAAAUAAAUCCCUACAGAAUGGUUAUUGUGCUACGUUUGAUUGUGCUGUGCAUCUUCUUGCACUACCGUAUCACAAAUCCUGUGCGUAACGCAUAUCCACUUUGGCUGCUGUCUGUUAUUUGUGAGAUUUGGUUUGCCUUCUCCUGGAUUCUGGAUCAGUUCCCCAAGUGGUCACCAAUCAAUCGUGAAACUUACCUUGAUAGGCUGGCUUUAAGGUAUGACCGGGAUGGCGAACUGUCUCAGCUGGCUGCUGUUGACAUUUUUGUCAGUACCGUGGAUCCUAUGAAGGAGCCUCCUCUUGUCACUGCAAAUACUGUGCUUUCUAUCCUUGCUGUGGACUACCCUGUUGACAAGGUGUCUUGCUAUGUAUCUGAUGAUGGUGCUGCGAUGCUGACCUUUGAUGCACUCGCUGAGACUUCAGAGUUUGCUAGAAAAUGGGUUCCAUUUUGUAAAAAGUAUAACAUAGAACCCAGAGCCCCAGAGUGGUACUUCUUUCAGAAAAUUGAUUUUCUAAAAAACAAAGUUCAGACUUCCUUCGUUAAAGACCGUCGGGCCAUGAAGAGAGAAUAUGAAGAGUUCAAGGUUCGCAUUAAUAGCCUUGUAGCCAAGGCUGAGAAAGUUCCCGAGGAAGGAUGGAUCAUGCAAGAUGGCACGCCUUGGCCUGGGAACAAUACUAGGGACCAUCCUGGAAUGAUUCAGGUUUUCCUUGGUCAUGGUGGAGGCCUUGAUAGUACCGGCAAUGAGCUUCCUCGUUUGGUUUAUGUGUCUCGCGAGAAACGUAAUGGAUUCCAGCACCACAAGAAAGCUGGUGCCAUGAAUGCACUUGUUCGUGUAUCAGCUGUCCUUACUAAUGGGCAGUACAUGUUGAAUCUUGACUGUGAUCACUACAUCAACAAUAGCAAGGCUAUAAGGGAGGCUAUGUGCUUUCUUAUGGACCCUAAUCUAGGAAGGCAUGUCUGUUAUGUACAAUUUCCUCAGAGGUUCGAUGGCAUUGAUACAAAUGAUAGAUAUGCAAACAGGAACACUGUAUUUUUCGAUAUUAACUUGAGAGGUCUUGAUGGCAUUCAAGGACCAGUUUAUGUGGGAACUGGCUGUGUGUUCAACAGAACAGCUUUAUAUGGUUAUGACCCACCAGUUAAGGAUAAGAAGCCAGGUUUCUUCUCUUCACUUUGUGGAGGAAGAAAGAAGACAUCAAAAUCGGCGAGCACAAAAAAUAAGAAGUCACACAAGCACGCGGACAGUGCUGUGCCAGUGUUUAAUCUCGAAGAUAUAGAGGAGGGGUUCGAAGGCUCUGGAUUAGACGACGAGAAAUCACUUCUUAUGUCUCAAAUGAGCCUGGAGAAGAGAUUUGGCCAGUCCAGUGUUUUUGUAGCCUCUACUCUGAUGGAAUAUGGUGGUGUUCCACAGUCCGCAACUCAAGAGACUCUUCUGAAAGAAGCAAUCCAUGUGAUCAGCUGUGGUUAUGAGGACAAAAGUGAUUGGGGAAGUGAGAUUGGUUGGAUCUAUGGCUCUGUUACAGAGGAUAUUCUCACUGGGUUCAAGAUGCAUGCACGAGGCUGGCGAUCGAUUUACUGCAUGCCUAAUCCACCAGCUUUCAAGGGGUCUGCUCCUAUUAACCUUUCAGAUCGUCUGAACCAAGUGCUUCGGUGGGCUCUUGGGUCUGUUGAAAUUCUUUUCAGUAGGCAUUGUCCCAUAUGGUAUGGCUAUGGUGGAAGGCUCAAGUUCUUGGAGAGAUUUGCCUAUAUCAACACCACUAUCUAUCCGCUCACAUCAAUCCCACUCCUCAUAUACUGCAUACUGCCGGCGGUUUGUCUUCUCACUGGGAAGUUCAUCAUCCCACAGAUUAGCAACAUUGCAAGUAUUUGGUUUAUGUCCCUCUUCAUUUCCAUCUUUGCCACUGGUAUCCUUGAGAUGAGGUGGAGCGGUGUUGGCAUCGACGAGUGGUGGAGGAAUGAGCAGUUCUGGGUCAUCGGAGGCAUUUCUGCGCACCUGUUUGCUGUCUUCCAGGGCCUCUUGAAGGUACUUGCUGGCAUCGACACCAGCUUCACCGUGACUUCGAAGGCAUCCGAUGAAGAUAAUGAUUUCGCCGAGCUCUACAUGUUCAAGUGGACAACUCUGCUGAUCCCACCAACUACUAUUUUGAUCAUCAACCUAGUUGGUGUUGUGGCCGGCACCUCCUACGCGAUCAACAGCGGUUACCAGUCAUGGGGGCCGCUCUUUGGGAAGCUCUUCUUCGCCUUCUGGGUGAUUAUCCACUUGUACCCAUUCCUCAAAGGGCUCAUGGGUCGUCAGAACCGCACGCCGACCAUUGUUGUCGUCUGGGCCAUCCUCCUCGCAUCCAUCUUCUCGUUGCUGUGGGUUCGUAUCGAUCCGUUUACCACCCGAGUCACUGGCCCAGAUAUCCAGACGUGUGGCAUCAACUGCUAGGAUAGUGGAUGAUGUUAGGAACAGAAUUGCCACCCAUUCUGCUGUAAGAUAUUAGCGGGUGACUAGUUAUUCAGAUGGUUAGAGUGUUGCUCGAUAUGUAGUACUUGUGUACCAAGUUAAACGCUCAUAUGCUUGGAAUUUGAUCAUCGGGUUGCAUAUCAUGCAUCUGCGUUUAGUACUAUCGAUAUGUAUAUUUGGAGUCUUGAUUGAGAACACUAAUGCUGAAGUAUGUAGCUAUGUGUUAUAAAAUUAACAGCCUGCUA